AAAAUCCAAUUGCUCAAACUCGGCAUACGCAAAGCGAUCAAUUGAAGGUUUCCACUAAUCGCAAAGAAGAUCGUUAAAUAUGUUUAUCAUGAUACGUGUAUGGGGAGAUAUUCCACCAUGAAGCUCGCUUUCACUCUCGUCAUUUUGGCUUGUUGGUCUAAACUAUCGUUAGCUAGCAAUACUCCAGAAUCUCCAGACUUGGGCGAGUCACAAUUCCUUUGUGAGAGUAACCUUCUCUCCCUAAACUUCAGCAAUGCGGUGAUUACCAAGAUCGGCCAAGAUUUCAUCGGCAGUCAACUGAUCACUUGUCUCGAUCUCAGGAAGAAUCAAAUCGAGGUUAUUGCACCUAAUGCAUUCAGCAAGCUUCCUAAGCUGAAGAAACUCUACCUUUCUAACAACAAAUUCAGCACCGCUCGUGAUAUCUUCACCUUCGGAGGUCAUGAAACAUUGGAGAUUCUCACAGCAAAUAAUGCAGUUAGGAACGCCAUUUACAUUGAUAUUACGAUUCCCGGAAGCUACCCCAACCUGGAAAUCUUGUUUGCCCGCGAAAAUGGCUUCAAGGACAUAACUGCAACUGAGAAAAGCCCGUUUCCAAAGCUGAAGAUUUUAGACCUCUCCGGCAACAGAAUGACGGACACUAAGUUUAAGAAUCUACUGCCGAGCAGCUUAGAGCAUAUUUACUUGAACGACAACUCGUUCAGUACGUUGAAAUCCUUAAGCAAAGGAAGUAACGUAACUACACUAAUAUUAGACAAUAACAGAUUUACAAUGAUCAGGGACUUCUCAAAUAAUCCGAACGAUAUUGGUUUAUGGCUAUCUGCUUUUCAUAAUCUACGUCACCUUUCCGUCGCUGGAAACAUGAUUAGCACAAUCUAUUCGGAUUUCUCGGGUCUCAAUAAUUUGACCUACUUGAACUUAUCUAGGAACGAAAUCAGCAGCCUGUCUUCGGGUGCUUUCCAGAAACUGCUGCAGUUGGAGACGUUGGAUCUGAGUCAAAACAAAAUCCAGGAAGUCAUCAAGAUGUCAAGUGCAAUAAAUGUCACCACUUUAUUAUUGAGCUGCAACAAGAUACAAAAAGUGCCUGCGAACGCCUUCCAACAGAUGCCGGAGUUGCGGGAGUUGUCGUUGAAAGCGAACCUAAUCGAGGAAGUCGAUGUCAACAGUUUCGCAUAUCUGAAUUAUCUGGAGACGUUGGAUCUGUCCGACAAUAAACUGAGCUCCCUGCCGGAAGGAUGGACGGGAGCUUUCAACUCUUUGCAAAUCUUGGACUUGAGCGAGAAUAAAUUCACGUCGCUGGAGUCCUUGUCUCUGUCGAAUACGCUGCCGUUGGUGGAAGUGUACCUGAUGGCGAAUCCGCUCAAGUAUCUGGACGCCGGUUCUUUCGACAACUUGCCGAAGAAUGUCACUGUGGACUUGGCACACAGGUUCCACGAAGGUUAUCCAAAGUGUUAAACUGCGGGAGCCCGGACUGGCUACAAAGCGCAACACCGUUCCAUCGAGCUGGGAUUUUGAUGCUGCUCGUCACAGCUCAUUUCUUCCCAAGUAAAUACCAUCAACAGUAACGUUACACUAAUGUUGUAAUUUCUCUUGCUCAACGAUGUAAUUAUGUUCAAUAAACAACAUAUGUCGUAUUACAUGUAUAUACGUAUAUGUUAUGUACAUUGUAACUGUAAGUUGUAACUUAAUUAAUAGCAUUGAUACUAUUAGUUUAGUGUUUAUUGAGUCUCGUUGGAGAAAACAGGAAUGUGACGAUCGACGACGUAGGCGUGAAUGUCUCGUAUUGUUUGCGGCAUCGAAAAUUGAAUCCGUGUAUAUCAAUUGUUGGGCCACGGCUCCGAACACGAUACAUGCGAAUAAAUACAUCGACAAUUGUCGCUAUUCCAUCCAUUUACGGUCAUUUAUGCAGAAUAAUAUCUUUCAAUUAUGUUAAUCAUGAUAAUUAUUCGUUUGAACAAAUUACGAAAUAUAAGGAUAAUGUAUGUUGCAGAAUAAUAACUGUACGUUGUAGAAUAACGUUACGUAAAACCGAAAAACAUACUGCGUGCGUAAAGUAACAGUAAAU
Dinoponera quadriceps is the source of this 2062-nucleotide messenger RNA. RefSeq names its product leucine-rich repeat-containing protein 15-like. Gene Ontology annotation, cellular component: extracellular matrix. Gene Ontology annotation, molecular function: protein binding. The record is from RefSeq and is a predicted model, not a curated record. The transcript is spliced from 2 exons. NCBI's taxonomy places the organism in Eukaryota, Metazoa, Arthropoda, Insecta, Hymenoptera, Formicidae. The coding region runs from base 100 to 1452 and encodes 450 amino acids.